ACUUGUAAAGCGCCGUUCCAAAUCACAAUUGUAUAGUGUUAUUAAUGUCUAUGCGAAACGGCCGUUUCCAACGUGGGUGAAUUCUGUAGCACCUUUGGUCUAUAGGACGGUAUAUCAACUAACCUUUGCUUAACAUUUCAGUGUGUUAAGCAAAAUACUACCACCUAGUGGGAACACAUAGUUAUUAAAAACUUAAUUGUUUUAUAUGUUAAGGGAUAAUCGUGAAAGCUAUUUGCUUUCAUUCUCCUUUUUUUAUUUUAACGAUGUCUUCCUAAACUAUAAAACCAACAUUGUAAACUAGUCUAUGGUUAGUGCAGUUUCGUGUUUAGUUAUUAAUUUAGGUUCUGCCGUUUUCUUAAAGGGGUUUUACUAUUGUAUGGUACAUGAAACGAUGUACGUCAGCACGAAGUAACACCUGCAUAAGGAGCAUGAAGGAGACGGCGGCAGACAGACGGACGAGCGUCUGAAAGGCACCUGCUGCAGACACGCCGUCACGCCGACGCAGCGAUGUCCGGCUUGCUGGUUGACGGCGAGGUGUUCGUGGGGGAGGCCCGAGGUGAGAUGUCCCCGUGUAGCCCCAGGCGGCGGGCGUGCGCGCACCCUAGGGCGGGUCGUGGCCGGAGAGACGCGGCGUCGCUCAGCCCCUUGGAGGAGGCGCGGACGUCGGGAACGCUGCAGCGGGAGGUGCUGGGGAAGGCGACGGAGCUCUUCCUGCUCUGUGAUAAGGAAAGAAAGGGGUUCAUCACCAAAAGAGACAUGCUGCGGUUACAAGGAGAACUUCCCCUGACUGCCGAGCAGCUGGAGUCUGUUUUUGAGAGUCUGGACCAGGAAAGAAACGGGUUCCUGACACCUGUAGAAUUCCGGAAGGGCCUCGGGGAGUUGGUGUUGGAACCCGAAGCAGAGGUGGAGGAGGAGGUGGGAGUGCAGAGGGUGGAGAGGGUGAACCCAGAUGAGCAGAGAUUCACCCAGACCUUGGUGGAGCUGGGAGUGGAGACUCUGCUAAAAGACGGUCAGUGGGAGGCGCAUGUCCUGUGGCGUAGCCUCCGACGGGACCAUCCUGAGCUGCUCUGUGUCCUGGAGGAGCUCCUGUCCCAUGCAGUGUCUCAGAUGAGGGAUGCGAUGAAAGAGAGGGACAGCUUAGAGCAUGCUCUGCGCAGACGGGAGCUGGAUCAUGACCAGGUGGUACGCUCCAUAUACGAAGAAAUGGAGAACCAGGUCAGAGAGGAGAAAGAGAAGCGACACACUGAAAACAGCGUGAGGGAGAGUGACCGCUGCCAGCAGCUGCGGGAGCAGCUGAGGAUACGAGGGCAGGAACUGGAACUUGCAGCUGCUAAACAGAAAGAGCUGGAGGACAUGGUGCGGAUGCUGAGCUCUGAACAGAUGGACACACGGGAGCAGAACCAGAAGGUCCAGUACCUCAACCAGCAGCUGCAGGAACAGCUGGAGUCCAGCAGGGCGGAGCUAGAGAGUGUAAUGGGCCAACUCCAGCAGCUCCAGAGCACCUCCAUUCAUGAGCAGAGGGGGCGUGAGGGGAACGUGUUUAAGGUGUCCAAGAACAUGCAGAAGGAGAAGGAGAGCUUGGUGAGACAGCUAGAGCUGCUUCGGGAGAUGAACAAGAGGAUGCGUGACGAGAAGGAUGUCCAUCAGUCUCACAGGGGGGUCUCUUACAGAAGUUCUUUCCACACGCUGGCCCCACUCCCACAGUGCAGCUGGGAAAAUGGUCACCCCCUCUGGCUGCACACCUCCCCUCCCUACUGGCCUUAUCCGCCACCAAUGAAGUAGAGGACCAUGCCAUUCUCAGGGCUGUGAAGGGGUGUUCCGCUGUGUGAAAACUGUUUUGGUUGCUGUCGGAAUUUGGUCUGCAAUCAGACAACAGGGUUAGUGAAUGAUGUAUAGCAGCACUAGGUAAAAACAGAUACGCUCUUUUUCUAGACACAGGAUACAGAUGUAUCCAAAAUAUUUAAGCUUGAAGUAUAUUAAAAGCAAUAAUGUUAGAGCUAAUGAUGAUAUUUUUGGAAAAGGACUGGUUAGUCUUUUAGGGAAAUUAAUGUCAGUUGUUACGGGACUGAAAUUUCCUAUAAAAAAAAAA
This is a messenger RNA of Paramormyrops kingsleyae, 2089 nucleotides long. It is a transcript of the gene cracr2b, whose product is annotated as calcium release activated channel regulator 2B. Gene Ontology annotation, cellular component: trans-Golgi network membrane. NCBI's taxonomy places the organism in Eukaryota, Metazoa, Chordata, Actinopteri, Osteoglossiformes, Mormyridae. The record is from RefSeq and is a predicted model, not a curated record. Gene Ontology annotation, molecular function: calcium ion binding.